Aspergillus ibericus CBS 121593 is the source of this 840-nucleotide messenger RNA. RefSeq lists its product as uncharacterized. The record is from RefSeq and is a predicted model, not a curated record. The transcript is spliced from 2 exons. NCBI's taxonomy places the organism in Eukaryota, Fungi, Ascomycota, Eurotiomycetes, Eurotiales, Aspergillaceae. The coding region runs from base 337 to 492 and encodes 51 amino acids.
AGUUCGACGUGUUGUGGGUUUUCCAGUGGAUCGAAUGUAGGCAAAGCUAAUUUGCUGGAACAUGGGGAACCCUAAGCCCGCUAUUCAUUAGGCUAAUAAGGCGCGAUAUGCUCACCAGUCACCAACGUCCUUAUAUGGUAGUCGCGCGGCCGAUUCCGUGGUACUGUGUCUCUGGCAUCUCUGGUCGCGGUCCUGUUAGAAUUGGAUUAUGGGAAAUUCAGGACGGCGCAAUAUGAGUGACAGACCCCAAGCUAUUACUAUCGUGAUAUGUGAAGACGUACAGAGAGUAGUAAAGCAAUUGAACAAAUGAAACCCUCCGGGCAACUAGCUAAAUGUAUGGGUAUCCUGGUGGGUAAAGCAGUCAAGCAAUUGAAAGCCCCAAAGUACACCUGUAGACAGCUGACUCCUCAAUCCUCCUUUCACUGCCUGCCAUCAAAGGUCCUCAUUAUCGUCAUCGUCGUCAUCGUCGUCAUCGUCGGUGCUCUUGGAUAAAGCGAAAAACCAAUCGCGCUCAUAGAAAAUAUACAAGUGACGUCAUCGGUAUACACCAGCCAUCAAAGACUUCCACUGUUUUCAACCGAAUAGUCGUGUCAAAUUCCAAACAUAUCAUGGAACCGCCCCUGUCAACUUCAUUUAGACGCCAGCGUGGGUAUGAGCGUUAGGGGUAGGCUUCGUACUCGGGCUAGACCGGGAACGCGAGGCACCGAGGACAGCGACAACGCUGGUGGCCAGGAAUAAUACCCAUUCGAAAGCCCCAAAUACGGUCGCGGCCUGUAGUGCCCGACAACGACUCCAGUGACAAUAUUCUGCGGCUGGGAGGUAAACUCCCAGAGCGAUAAA